Halichondria panicea is the source of this 4009-nucleotide messenger RNA. RefSeq lists its product as uncharacterized. The record is from RefSeq and is a predicted model, not a curated record. Gene Ontology annotation, biological process: signal transduction. Lineage: Eukaryota; Metazoa; Porifera; Demospongiae; Suberitida; Halichondriidae. Gene Ontology annotation, molecular function: protein binding.
CGCAUGCUCAUUGCAAUUCUGAUUGUUUAAUGAUCUACUCUGGACUAGGAAGACUAACUCUACCUGAUUUGCUCCACUGUACUAGUACUGCUGUACACUGAGGAGUUUAGUAAUUUUGUGGUUAAUGGAUGACCUUCAAACGUGGAGGGCCAGGAUUGGGCUCUACUGUGCUAGAAUGCACAGAACUCACCGUGGCCCAAACAAGAGCUGUGGCCUGGACACUUACUCGACCCACGUGCACGGUAGAAAAUCCCUCAGUGAUGGUGCUAGCGGGGGUGCUUUGUUAGCAAUGAGUCUGCUCAGUAUUGCAAUAGCAAUGUUCUCACUGUUAACUGUGGCAGGAGAUAUUGAGCUGAACCCUGGCCCUGAGAAGGAUACUAAUCCACUUGAAGCUCAAUUGAGUUCAGUUUCACAUCUGCGUGAACUCAAAAACAAAUUGUGGGAUGUAAGAGUGGAAUGGUUUCGGCUUGGAGUGGAGCUUGGAAUUGCGGUACCGGAUCUAGAUGCUAUCAAAGUGAAGCGUAGAGAAGACCCUGAUAACUGCUUCACCGAUAUGCUCUCAGUGUGGCUAAAAAACAGUGAUGCUCCAACAUGGACAGCUAUUCUGAGUGCAUUGAGGACAACUGGUACGAAUCGACGACUUGCAGACAAAAUAGAAACUGAGCUCAAAGAAGGCAGUGACACAACCCAAACCGACAAUGACGAAAUCAGCAGCUCACAACCAGGUCCAGGUGUUCAUUUCAUUUCCUCAUUAAAAGAGAUAGCACAUCUCCCUAUAUGCAACUGGUAUGAAGUGGGGACUGCUUUAAAAUUAGAUCAAUACGACCUUCAGAGCAUUCAACAGAAAAGCACAGGAGACAUGGACGUCUGCAAAAUACAAAUGCUUAAAAAAUGGUUUAACUCAAGCACUCAAGUGACAUAUGAAGAUCUAGUAAAGGUUUUGUUCUCAACUGGCUAUGAAAAUAUGGAGGUUGCUAAAGAAGUUUGCAAGAAUCAAGGUAUUUCUGCGUCAACAAUCAAAGUGCCUCAACCACUAUGUGUGAAGCAAUAUGUCGAAUCUUUAAAAGCUGAGUAUUUAUGUAUGCCUAUUCUGAAAAAAGACCCCUGGCCCCCACCUCCAUGUGAGAAAUACUGUGACCUAAUUUGGGCAAAUUUUACAAAUGAAGGAAUGAAAUUUGGAGAUAACAUUGCUAAAAUGUUCAAAGUAAAUACUGGAAAAUUACGAUUUUUAGUCAAUGGAAUGCCUGGUGUAGGCAAAACUACUUUUUGUAAGCAAAUUGCAAAAGAAUGGGCAAACGGUGAGAUUCUACAAAAUUAUGAUAUAGUGCUGCUUGUUCAACUUAGAGAUCCUCAAAAUUCAGGAGCUAAAGCGUAUGGAGAUUUUUUUUAUCACGAUGAAGAGCGUAUCAAAGAAGAAGUAGUAAAGCACAUAGGUAGACGUUCGGGGAAUGGUGUUCUAUUUAUUUUCGAUGGAUUUGAUGAGCUCAGCAAAAGAGAUAGGAACAAGGGAUCAUUGUUCUUAGAUAUCUUUAAUGGUAAGAAAUUAAAAGAAAGUUCUGUAGUGAUUGCUUCACGUCCAUAUGCAUCACAAAACUUGGAAUUUUCCAAAUAUAUUGAAUUGAUUGGCUUCGAUGAUGACCUCAUUAAAUCAUGCAUUCAAGAAUCAAUUGAAGAUAAAGCAGAGGCUGAACAGCUCCAAAUUAGAAUAAUUGAAAACGAUGAUCUAAAACAUAUGUGUACAGUUCCGAACAACCUCGCCAUCGUGAUAUACAUAUACAAACAGGAGAAGGGGGUGCUGCCUAAUACUUUAACCGGACUUUAUUCCAAUUUUAUCAGCAAUACACUACACAGAAAUGCUCAACAUUUAAAACCUAAAAAACGAGCAAAAUAUGUACGAUCUCUUGAAGAACUGGCAUUCAAAGGACUAUCUGAAGACAAGUUAACAUUUACAGUUGAUGAGAUGAGUGUAGAAGAAGGUUCAACUUUGGGUUUGAUGACAGCUAGUGAAAGUUACAAUAGUAGUGGGCAGAAAAUUGCUUACAACUUUUUGCACCUAACAAUUCAAGAAUAUCUAGCUGCAUGUUGGAUUGCUAACCUUCCAGGAGGGGAACAAGCACAGUUCGUAAGGAAAAACUAUGAUAAUAGCCGAUUCUAUGUAACACUAAUAUUUUUGGCUGGAUCUAGCACUAAAUUAAUAAAUCCAGAGUUUAAUGAAGCUCUACAAUUCAUUUUUGAAAAAGCAUUGAAUGACGUAUACAUUGAUGUUACAAGUAAAAAUAGACUUAAUGACCGAGACAACAAUUCGUGGCCUUUCUAUAACUCUCAAAAUUUAGAAACCUUAUGUUUACUAGUGUCUCUUCUACAUGAAAGGGGGGACUUAUCAGCUAUAGACAGUAAAAAUAUGCUAUCUGAAUCACUUGAUAGGGUACUACUUGUAGACUUGCAACAUAUACCGAGUAAUUACAAACAAAAUUUACUUGGAACUUUCAUAUCAAAGAGUGAGAUAAUGUGGGAAAGAUUAGAAGUAAUAUUUGACAGCACUAAAGGAUAUGAGCAGCUCGUUGAAUUUGCAAAAGAUUCGUAUGGCCAAGUACGCCAAUUGGGCUUGCACGAUUUCUCACUUUUAAACUGCAGCAAUCUGUUAGAAUGUCCAAUGUUUGACAAACUGGAAUAUCUCAGAGUGGAUUCCAUUUUAUACUUCAGAGAAGUUCGUCUUAAUGAUCAAACUCCUAGGUGGGGUGCAGAUAAUAACCCAAAAGAUUGCGAUAAGCUCAAAAAUCUCCUCAAAAAUGGACAACUGAAACACCUUCUUUUACAUCAUAUCACACCACUCGAGGCAGAUUAUAUUAUCAAGCAAUCAGUGACCCCUUAUUUGGCAAAAUGUAUAAGCCUACAAACAUUAUGCUUGCAUUUUGAACGAAAAAUACCGAGUGAGCUUCUACUUGAUCUAUUUCGAGCUAUUCAGUCUAACAGGUCUAUUGUAACCCUCAAUCUUUCAAUUGGGUUUGAUACCCUUGCAAUUGAAACACCAGUCAAUCUGCCACAAGCGAUAAUCAUGAAUAUACCACCAACAUCUAUCUUUAUCAAAGUAAAGGAAAGGCAGAAAAUAGUAAAGGCACUACGCAAAAUGAUUGAGAAAAAUAACUGUGUACAAAAUCUGUCUAUAACGCGAACCGAGUCUAUUCGAGAUAAUGUUUUUCACUGGGCAGAUGACACAUCAAACUUUAUGUCUGCCCUUGCAUUCAAAUCUACAGUAACAAAGCUUACCAUUUCAUGUAAUCUACUUUAUGUUCCUCUAUUGGGAAAUAUACUCAAGCAAAACAAAACACUGACUUCCCUCACGCUGAAUGAAGUCGACUCAAUGUAUAAAGGUGCACUGAAAUCUUCAAGAGGGGUCUUCAUUUUUCUAGCACAGGGGUUGAAACAAAAUACAACUCUAAAGAGGCUGUGCCUUAAUUCCUCAAAGUUUCAUUUUUCUGGUCAAUCUUAUCCAAAGUGUGAACAUUUUGUCGUUGACUACUUAGUUUUUAUGAAUGGAAUCGGAGAAGCAGAAAUAGAUUCAAACAAUCCCUUUUUUCAUUUACUAAAAGCUAUUCGAACCCAUUCAUCUUUAGAAGAGUUAGUAUUUGACUAUUACUCAGACCUUCAACAAUUAAAACUUCCGCAGUUACCUAAAGAAGUCCAACAAUUUUGUUUAUUCUCUGACAAAAAUCAGAAAGCUUUGUUUGACCUACUUCUACACAAUAAGUGCUUAAAAUCACUCACUAUCUCAGGAUAUAAUUUUACUGAGGAACAACUAGGGCAAGCAGCACGAGCUCUAGUUCUCAAUGGCCGUCGAACACAUUUGUAUAUGAUGCUAACAGAGAAUUUAAGUAAAGAUGAUACUAAAAUGGACGACUUAGUUAUCCAAGAUGAUGGUAGUGAGAUUCCACAUUCGGAUGCAAUACGAGCUCUAGCUAUGCUCGAUCGAACCAAAGCAAGUAUUGAUUAUGAUCCCCAGUUACUAAAG